CAGAACCAACCCUCGUGUGGGAUUGUGUGGACGGAGGAAAAGCUCGUCGACGACGGACCCGACACAACCCUGUUCAAUGCCCCACUGUUAGCGACCGUGCCAUCGGCUCGGGCCCACGCCGGGACUCCACGACCUCCCACAGUUCUUUCCCGCUUCCGGUGUCUUGCUGCUUCGCCCUGCGAGGCGGACGAGGCCGGGAUUUGUGAUGCUGACUCGGUCUCCCGCUUCCGCAGCCGCAACCUCCCCCACAACAACCGUGACCGUGACCGUGACUGCAGCCGCAACCUCUCCGAGACCGAGUCGCGGCGCCGCUCCCCAUGGUCACUUCCACUAUGCCCCUACCCCUUCACUUCGAGAAGCAGCAUCCCGGAUCCCGGCCCUCUCCUCUCGCCGGCAAUCCGCAACCGCCCCCGCCACUUCGUCCACCUCUCUUCCCAUUUCAAUCCGGUCACGACACGGCCCAGCACCGGUAGCCUCCCACACCUCCUCCCCUGUAGCCUUCGACCCCGGCCUCGGCUUCCCUCCCUCGUCCCGGCCUCAGCGCUGGGCAGGCGUCGAUGUAGCGGCCCAGUACUCGCCCAUGGAGCCGAUGGAUUACACGACCGGCGCCCUGCUCUCUAGUCAAGCCACUGAUUCCUCGAACAACCAAGCCGUCGCCCGAGGCUCAAUCGAGUCCCGGCCUUCACAUAUACCUAACUCCGUCGGGCCCAUGGCUUCCCAUGAGGAGCAGGCCUCGGCCUUGGCCUCCACAUCAGAAGCUACCGCUGCUCCCAUUCCGCAUGGCCCGACAGUGGCCGUGGCGGUGCCUCCGACUCCUGGGGUCUACUCAGCGGCGCCCCAACCGCAUCCGUUGUCACAUACUCCUCAGACAGGUACCCCCGUGAAGAGGAGAAACUCGCAAGGCGACGUCACCCACAACCAAGUUGAAGCGGCGAGCGCCGGGCAAAGCGGUCCGCACUCCCCUAAGCGCGCGAGAUUAGCGCCCAAAAUUGUGUCCCGGCGAUAUGAGCACUGUCCAGUCGAAGACCUGGUUGUGCUUAUUGCGCACAUGCUGGGCGAGCUCAUUGAACUUAACGACGAAGCGGCUCAGAAAGUGGGGCAGCGUCAUAACCUUACGAGGUUUCACUCCCGAACGACACCUGGAAUAUCGGUUUUGGAUUAUCUCCACCGACUCGCAAAACAUGCCUAUCUGUCACCACCAAUACUUCUCUCCAUGGUUUAUUAUAUCGACCGCCUUUGCGCACUAUACUCGGACUUCACCAUUAACACACUUACCGUUCAUCGAUUUCUCAUAACAGCCGCUACCGUUGCCGCCAAGGGGCUCUCAGACUCCUUCUUGACCAACACACUAUAUGCGAGAGUGGGAGGUGUCAGAGUUGCGGAACUUAACAUGCUCGAGUUGGAAUUCCUCCACCGCGUCGACUGGAAGAUCGUGCCCGACCCUGACGUCCUUGUGGCAUAUUAUGGUGGACUUGUGGCCAGAUGUCCAGGAUACAUACUGGAAUGCCCAGAACCAGAACAAGCAGACGACGAAGAUGAAGAUGAAGAGCUAGACGAAAGCGAUGCGAUAGGCGACGACGACGACGACGAUAUAGACGGCGAAGGAGGAGAAAGGGAAGAGGAGACGAGUUCAAGCCAAAGGGAUAGACAUGCCACGUAACCAAGGUGUUCUUCGGCUCAAAUCGAUCAGUCAUGUCCGAUCUGGAGCUGGUGUAUAACAACGGGAC
Neurospora hispaniola is the source of this 1727-nucleotide messenger RNA. RefSeq names its product Nuc-1 negative regulatory protein preg. Bases 206 to 1660 code for a protein of 484 amino acids. Gene Ontology annotation, biological process: regulation of cyclin-dependent protein serine/threonine kinase activity. NCBI's taxonomy places the organism in Eukaryota, Fungi, Ascomycota, Sordariomycetes, Sordariales, Sordariaceae. The transcript has 2 exons. The record is from RefSeq and is a predicted model, not a curated record. Gene Ontology annotation, cellular component: nucleus; cyclin-dependent protein kinase holoenzyme complex. Gene Ontology annotation, molecular function: protein kinase binding; cyclin-dependent protein serine/threonine kinase regulator activity.